Molecule: messenger RNA, 3936 nt
Organism: Botrytis fragariae
Lineage: Eukaryota; Fungi; Ascomycota; Leotiomycetes; Helotiales; Sclerotiniaceae
Exons: 7
Coding region: 1-3936 (1311 amino acids)
Biological process (GO): proton motive force-driven ATP synthesis
Molecular function (GO): proton-transporting ATP synthase activity, rotational mechanism
Source: RefSeq, a predicted model, not a curated record
AUGCGUUUUGCUCGCGCCGCUCUGCGGGUUCGUCCUACGGCUUUGAAAACUCCUGUCUUGCGCAGAGGGUAUGCUGAGGCUGUUGCGGAGAAGAUUAAGUUGAGCUUGGCUUUGCCUCAUCAGUCUGUCUACAGAUCCCAAGAUGUCGUCCAAGUCAACAUCCCCGCCGAAUCUGGUGAAAUGGGUAUCCUCGCCAACCACGUCCCAUCGAUCGAACAAUUGAAGCCAGGUCUCGUUGAGGUUAUCGAGGAGAGUGGUGGAAGCAAGCAAUUCUUCCUUUCCGGAGGAUUCGCAGUCGUUCAACCAAACUCUUCAUUAAGCAUCAACGCAGUUGAGGGAUUCCCAUUGGAGGAUUUCAGCGCAGAUGCAGUUAGGUCACAAAUUGCUGAGGCUCAGAAGAUUGUUGGAGGAAGUGGAAGUGAGCAAGAUAUCGCUGAGGCUAAGAUUGAGUUGGAGGUUUUGGAGACCUUGCAAGCACACCUCAACUUUAGUCCCGAAUUCAAUGUAUCCUAUAAACCUUCAAUUGCCAUGAACUAUCCCUGGCGACCAGCUGCAGCUCGAAAUACACAUGCCGAUUCUGCGGCUUCAAAAUCAUCAUUACCUAGCGAUCGACCCUCUCGCAAUCUUCCCAUCACAGUGGGAACUGUUGCUUCACGUAUCCUAUUACUCCAGAAGCUUGCGGGCAACCAAAAAAAUAAAUCACCACCGAAACCUCCUUCACGCUUCCCACAAAUCCGAGCGACGUCGAAAAGUAGACGAGAGCGCAGCAGCAAAUCACCUCAUCGAUCACGAUCCCCGCCUCUCAUUCGACCACCGUUGAAUAGGAGACGAGAAAAUUCUCGUUCGAGCUUUGGUCGUCGACCUACGAAUAUUUUUGGGAAUCCGGCGUCGAGAAAUUCGCAACCGAAUGAACAGUUGCAAUCGGGGACGAAUCAUUCUUUUUUGGGGUUGAGAACGCCGAGAUCGAAUCAUGAUGAGGGACAUGCUAGAGCGGGGAAUGUGGGUGUGUUGAGGGUGGAUGGGGAUGUUGGACCUUCAUUGGGUGGUAUGAGGGGCUUGGGUCGGGAAGACGCGAUGGGUAGUGGAUGGACUCCUAUUGUUGAUAAUUUGAGGACGUUGAGGAAGGAUCAAGGGCAGAGGACUGCUGGCCCUAAAGUAGAUUUGAAUAGGGGCGUUCAGACUUUUGGGGACAACUAUAGCUCGACACAAGCACCAUUUACGACUCAAUUAUCACAUGAACAGAACCGAACAUUGAAUUCUCGUCGUCAAAAGGAGAAAAUACGACAAGAUGAGAUGUCCAAUUCUGAGGUAUCUAUACGCACAACGUCUACGCUUCGGCGACAGAGUGUUCGUGAUUUGUUUGAUACACAUGGAAUUGAAAGGCCACCUGGACUUGCAUCAUCCGAAGUGGGGAGGGAAGAAACCAAUAAACCUCAGAGACAUCGCGUCUGUCAUAUUUGCAUGUGGAUUCAUGAUAAGAAUGAAAUUGCGUGUUGGAAAUGUGAUCAUCGAUUAUGCAAAGCUUGUGAUAGACUUCUAACAUUUUCAAAUGGAGGCAAAGAUGCAAGUUUUAAUUACAAUCGAGUGCUUCCUGUUGAUCGGAAAGAAGCAUCGGGGCCAGUACAUUAUGCAAUAACACCUCGGCCAUCAAAAGGCAAAUUUUUAAAGCAAUCACUGUCGGGACCUCUGCCGAUUCCAAUACAAAUGGUCACGAAGAAGAAGGAAGUCGCUUCGACAGAGCCUUUUCCGCCAUUCUAUUCCAAGAACGCUCUGCCACAAAAGUCAAAACCUGGACCUGGAUCAGAUUCAACAAAUUAUGGACCAUUACAAUCAUGUCCUGGUAUUUACAAAUCCGAGUGCCCUCAAAAGCUCUCAACCAAAUUCGAGGAAUCUUUUCAAGAAAGCUCCAUGCUUCCUACACCAAAUUCUUCAUGUCAGUCUGUCGCUAGCGAACAUGGAUCUGAGUCAGGAUCGUUGGAAAUGCACGACUGCAGAUGUGAAAGCUGUCAAAAAGCUAAGCAUAGGAGUUUUGUCUCUCGACAUUCUACUUCUCAAUCACUUGCCCGAAGUGAGGAUAUUAUAGCUAUGGAUGGUCGGUAUGCAACUGAUAGUAUCGACGAUGAAAACAUCUAUCGCUCUCAUUCUUAUCCUGACUCCUCUCAAACUUCACAGCCCUUUAUGAGAUUGUAUCGAUUAUUGAAUGGAUCUAUACACCGAGCAAUACAACUCAGCCAUGAAUCAGACCGUGGGGAAAUCCCACGGACGUCAAUGAGGCCAGAUCCAUUUUCGAAUAAUACAAUCCGUCAGACUACACAACCUACCCAUAGGGUGAACCGCAGAAGCCGUACAGAAAAUACACAGGGGUCAGAAAGCGCAUGUCGUAUGUUCAAUGGGUCGACCUAUCAACCAGUUCAACCCAGCUUUAUGUCAGAUCAUGGGGAAAGCUCAAAACUCCUGGACAACUAUUAUCCAUUUCUCAAUGUUCCGAAACAUGGAAAACACUCGUCGAGAUAUGGAUCGGAUUAUGUAGAAUGUCGGGGGUAUCCUAGAACGGGUCAUGGGCAUUGCGAUCGCAGUCCUGUUAGUUCAGGUAUCUUAGGGGAUUGCCAACAUUGUCUUGAUGAUUGUGAGUGUUCUGCGUGCCAGAGCACAGUUCAUAGUGUUCGAUGUUGUACAAAUGAAGUUCAUAAACCUAUGAUACAUCUUCAUCGUAGUCCAGCAAAGGUUUCGUUGAAUGAUGCGUUCAAUUCGAAUACAAGACAUCUUAGCUCAACGCAGGACAAAAAACCUUAUAUAUUGUCGCGCUCUCAGACUUAUGACCGUUUUACGGUUCUCAAAUAUGAUAGUGUCUCGGAAUGGUUGGGAAGUCCGGAUGAGCCUUCGCCACCUCGAAGAUUUGAUACCCCGACUAAUACGCCGUCGAAGACUCUUCAUGUUCCGAAGAAUAGUUUAUCUAUUCCUAUUAAACAAGAUAGCAAUUCGUUAUCGAUGGCUCGCACUCCUUCACCUUGGACUUCAUCGUCGAUUAUCCCGAAAGGUAUAGCACCUAUCAUGAAGGAAACUUUCAACAAAGCUUCACAAAAUGCUUGCUCGAAAGUAACUGUAAAUCCAAACAGACCAUCUUCAAGUGAUGGCACUAGAGACCAAUCUGCAGCACCCUCAAAAUCAAAUACUCGUUUUCCCACCAACUCUCCUCCGGGCUACUUUUCAUCCAAUCCCUGGCGAGAUAAAGAAGCGGUUGAUUUCCCUAAAACCCAUCUUUGUUGGAAACAAGUAUCGAAAUCUCCACGGCAGCAAGUCGCUAGACGUUCAACGGAUUGCGAGACCUCGGAGGUUUGUGGACAAUCGGAUUGGGCGGAUCGGAGACGCGAGAGUGGAGAAUCGGUUUCGUGGAGGAGGAGGAAGGAGGGGUUGGAAUGGGUGGAGGAAGAGGUAAGAAGUGAGGUUCAGAGGUGGGAGGAUCGGAGGUCGGAAAGUAGAAGAGGGGUGAUGAGGAGGGUGGGGAUGGAGAGGGAUAGUGGUGGUGCUGGUGGUGGUGGUGCUGGGGCGAGUGAAAUGGUAACACCGGUUAGUGCGGGGGGGGGCUAUGGGGUCGAUUGUGGAGGAGGAGGAGGGGAUGAGGAGUUGGAGGGGGAGAGGGAAGGUGGUGAUGGUGAUAGUGAUGGUGAUGGUGAUGGUAAGAAGCACGAUUGUGUUUGGAAGAGGAGAGUUAUGGGGGUUGAUAGGAGGAGUGAAAACUGUGGAUUGAGAAAUAGAAAUACAAAUGAAGGUUUGGGAGAGGAGGGAGUAGAAGGGAUGAGUGGAGUUAAGGGUGUUGCCAUUGUGAUUCAGAUGGAGAAUGGACAGGAUGUGGUUUUGAGGACAAAUUGUAAGGGAAGGUUGAGUUGGGAGGGAUUGGAAAGGUUGGUUAGGGUUAAGAGGGGGUUUGAGGGUUAG